CACGUGGAUCACACCUAGAAUUACGAUGCUCCGGCCCGGCGACCGGCGGGGUCGUGGAUGGAGCUCCGAUACUUGAACCUCAAGUCACCUCGUUAGUUACCAAGGGCAAAUUGCCAUACUACCAUUCAAUCAUCUAGACAAGCCAAAGUACUUGAUCUUCACUCAGAAUCCACGGAGAGGCCCAAAGAAAUUGGCAUAUAAGUAAAACAACAUGGAUUACACAAGUAUCGCGACACCCGAGCGGUGUUAUGCCGACUUCUGCCUCAUUCCGGUACGUUUCCGUGCUCGAACUACUACCUAUCACCAUCGCCACCGUAUCCAAGCCUUGCAAGAUUCAAUCCAAUCUCACAUAUAUUCCUCUCCACGCCGUCCAGCCUCACCAAUAUGACAAGACGUGGAAGGACGCUUCACAUCGCUGGCAAAUUCCGCACUACAAUCCCACAAGAUUCGAUGGCGAGAGAGAUCUGACAAGCCCGCUACCCACAGGUCGGCACCGGCUCGGUCUCCGUCGCGGAGGAAGUAGCCGAGGUCCAGAAGCUGCUGAAGGCGAGCGGGCUCGCGUACACGAUGCACUCGGCGGGGACGACUGUCGGUGCGUAUCUCAUCUCGAACUAUUUCUCAGACUAUACACAUACCAAUCCAACUAUCUCUAUUCUCUAUUCUCUAUUCU
Molecule: messenger RNA, 670 nt
Organism: Xylaria bambusicola
Lineage: Eukaryota; Fungi; Ascomycota; Sordariomycetes; Xylariales; Xylariaceae
Exons: 1
Coding region: 212-388 (58 amino acids)
Source: RefSeq, a predicted model, not a curated record